This is a messenger RNA of Parus major (Great Tit), 2033 nucleotides long. It is a transcript of the gene NUDT6, whose product is annotated as nudix hydrolase 6. NCBI's taxonomy places the organism in Eukaryota, Metazoa, Chordata, Aves, Passeriformes, Paridae. The coding region runs from base 1 to 864 and encodes 287 amino acids. The record is from RefSeq and is a predicted model, not a curated record. The transcript has 5 exons. Gene Ontology annotation, molecular function: NADH pyrophosphatase activity; NAD binding; ADP-ribose diphosphatase activity.
AUGGCGGGCCCGUGGCGGGCGCUGCGGAGGGCGCGGGGCUGGGUGGCCCUGGCGAGGCUGCGGGCGAGGCCGGACAAGUUCGGGGGGGUGAGCGUGGAUCUGGGCGAGCUGCGCGGCUCCCCGCGGCUGGAGCGGGCCGCCUUCGGGCGGUGGCUGCGGGAGUCAGUGUCUCAGUGGCGGGAUGAAGGCCGUGUUGCUGUCUGGCUCCAUGUCCCCAUCCUCCAGAGCAGCCUUGUGGCAGUGGCUGCUUCCCAAGGCUUUGCUUUCCAUCACGCUGAGCAGGGCUCAUCCACCCUGACACUGUGGCUGGGAGAGGGGCCCAGCAGGCUGCCAGGCUUCGCCACACACCAGCUGGGGGUUGCAGGUGCUGUUCUAGAUGAAAGCACUGGAAAGGUGUUGGUUGUACAAGACAGAAAUAAGACUAUAAAUGCAUGGAAAUUUCCAGGAGGUCUGUCUAAUCCAGGAGAAGACAUUGGAGACACAGCAGUUCGAGAGGUUUUUGAAGAGACUGGCAUCAAGUCAGAGUUCAAGUCCAUCCUAAGCAUCAGGCAGCAACACGAACACCCCGGAGCCUUCGGGAAGUCAGACAUGUACAUCAUCUGCCGCAUGCAGCCCUCCUCCUUCCACAUCAGCUUCUGCCAGCAUGAGUGCCUCCGGUGUGAGUGGAUGGACCUGGAGGAGCUGGCCAGGACAGAAAACACCACACCCAUCACCAGCAACGUGGCCAAGCUCUUACUGUUCGGGUACCGGGAAGGGUUUGAUAGGAUUGACAUAACCAUGAGGGAGUUCCCAGCUGUCUACACAGGCCUGUUCUAUAAACUCUACCACAGGGAGCUGCCCGAGUCCUACAGAAACAUGACGUGAGAGCAAUACAUUUCACAUUUCCUUAUAGUAAUAAUUUAGAGUUAUUAUUGCAGUGUUGCAGAUUACAGUUAUCUGUGGACUUCUUUCUAGGUAAUUAUUAGAUUGUAAUUGUUCUCUAAUAAGCUAAGAUAUAAAUUAUUUUUAAAGGUAAUUAUUGCUAUGAGUGUGCAUCAGGUUUGUUCUCCUCUACUCCAUAAAGCAAGCACAAGGUAAAUAAAAUACAUAAGUACCUAGAAGAAAACAGAAGUGUUACUGAUCCUGAAAAUAUAUUCUGCAAGUCAUUUUAUCUCACACACACUGGCACGAUAGGUUUAAAGAGCAAUGUAAAAACAGUAUGAAACAUUAAUGAUUCAAUCUGGUAUCUGCAAAAGUAGUUAUAAUAUCAGCAAAUAAUUGCUUAUAUUUGGCUACUUCAGAGAGGAGAAGGAAAGGCGACAUCUUUAGUGCUGGUGUGGCACUGGUGCUCAGAAUCUGCCAUGGAAGUCAGCUUUUAGCAGACAUGGGAAGGAAAAGGAUAGCUUUCUGUCCAGGUCCAGUUUUUGGUCCAGGUUUGUACUGUCCAGUUCUUUUUAGUGCCACGUACCAAUCCGAGUAUUUCCGUGAGCGGUAAGUGUUGUAGUUAUUGGAUUCCAAACGCUCAAAAAAGAAACAUUCUUCUGUUGCGUAUUUCUAAAAGGGAAAAGAGAAAGAAUUACUGGUGUAGCACCACAAAUCAAUUCUUCACAUUCAGGGGACUAACUUAGCAAGAAUGUGAACAGUACCUUGGCUUUAAAGAAAUAGAGAAUGACUGUUUCACGACUGAAGAAAUUGUGAAUUUAUUGAUUUAUUGUGAAAAUGUUGUUAAAAGCACCUACAAGAAGAGGUUUUUACCUAUGGUUCAUUUAUUGUCUCUAACACAGACCAAGCAGCUUUUACUUUGCUUUUACUGUGUAAUUCUUUGUUCUGAUAAAAAAAUGUAUAAAGAAGCCUUUAAGAACCAAAACUUUAAGCAGAGUGUAGACAAUUCAGUACAAUUGCCCAAGCUGGAAAUUCAGGCACAUCAAUAAAGGCUGAAAAAAGAAAAGUCCUUAUUCCUUCCCAAAGUAUACGUGACACCAGUGCUUUCCUACAGUACGUUGUCAAUGUAAACAUUUUGACAUAAACCCCAGCAUUUAGGUGACAAAUGACAA